Molecule: messenger RNA, 2708 nt
Organism: Rhizophagus irregularis DAOM 181602=DAOM 197198
Lineage: Eukaryota; Fungi; Glomeromycota; Glomeromycetes; Glomerales; Glomeraceae
Biological process (GO): endosome organization; phosphatidylinositol phosphate biosynthetic process; Golgi organization
Cellular component (GO): trans-Golgi network; fungal-type vacuole membrane; lysosomal membrane
Molecular function (GO): 1-phosphatidylinositol 4-kinase activity
Source: RefSeq, a predicted model, not a curated record
AAGAAGUGGCGUAAAUUUUUUGUAAUACUAUUACAAUGUGAACCAUAUUGUCCAUAAUUCUUAUUGUACUAAAAUUUUCGGUUUAUUAGCCGCGUAGAAAUUUUUUUUAUACGAUUAUCAAAUCACGUGAUGGGAUAAAUGAUUUUCUAAAUAUUUAAUCAAAACAUUAAGACAUUAUGUAAUGUUAUUAAUUUAACAAGAUCAUAAAUACGUCAUCUAAUUCCUAGCCACAUGGUAUGUUCUUUGUAGAUCUAAAAGAUUAUCAAAAAUUUCCGAAAAUCAAAACUUUCCAUAAGGUUAUUGGGUUAUCGAUUUAUUAUUCUAAAUCUUAAUAUAUUACAAGUUACUAGAAAAUGAUUAGGUCAAAUAAUUCUUCACAGUCAGGUUAUAUAAAACUUCAGCAAGAAUCAGACAACUACGAAGAAGAAGAAUAUAUUUCUUGGUCUGAUCACGAUCAUAACGGCAAAUAUAUAUUUAGUAAACCACGUUAUCAUCAAAACCGUUCUUUAUCUGAAACGCCUCAAGUAAAAUUUCAGAUCCAAACAAACAGAAUGGAAAUCGCUCCCCUUGAAAGUGAACAAAAUAAUACUAGAAAUAGUUACGACAAUAUUUCAAAUAAUAGUAAUACUACUCCACGUACUGAACGUAGUAGCGCUUGGUCGCAAAUUUCAAAAAAGUUGAAGUUGAAGGGUAAAGGAAAAGAUUUAGAUAAAGCAGAAUUGGAAAUUUAUGAAUCAGUUUUUAAGCCAAUAACAACUAUACAGGAUUGGAAGCCACGUAUACCCUUGUUGACGUCAAAUCAUAAAGAGCCUUUAACAAAACAAGAGUUCAAUGAAAUCGUAGAUUCUGUUAAUUCUGCUAUUGACGCAAAUAUCCAACCCACAAGAAUCCGUCAAGGCUCUUCCGGUUCUUACUUCUGUCGAAAUAAGGACGGAAAAGUUGUAGGUGUUUUUAAACCAAAGAAUGAAGAGCCAUAUGGACAGUUGAAUCCCAAAUGGACAAAAUGGAUUCAUAGAAAUUUAUUCCCUUGCUUUUUUGGAAGAAGCUGUUUAAUUCCAAAUCUUGGUUACAUUUCCGAAUCUGCGGCCUCCCUCUUAGAUAAACGGUUACUAUUAAAUAUUGUUCCAGUCACUGAAGUGACUAGGAUUUCUUCUCCAUCAUUUCACUAUGAUCGUGGUGAAGCUAGAUUAAAACCAUUACCUAAUAAAGAAGGCAGUUUUCAAGUAUUUUUGGAUGGUUUCAUAGAUGCUAACAUAUUUUUGAGAGAUCAUCCCUGGCCUGAAAAUUAUAAUACUACUACUGCUACAACAACAUCUGAAACUGAUGUGAUCGUGAAUGAAAGACAAAAUCGACGAUUAAAUGCACUUAUGUGUGGUCGGUCUGGUGUAGAUGAUGGAGGAGAAGCAUUAGAGUCAUAUCAAUUGGGGAAACGUUUUGUAUGGACACCAGAAUUACAAUUACAAUUUCGAGAACAAUUUGAAAAAUUAGUUAUUUUGGACUAUUUAAUGAGGAAUACUGACAGGGGAUCAGAUAAUUGGAUGAUUAAAUACUGUGAUAAGGAUGAACAAACUUGUAUCAGAGAUACUCCGCCCACAUCAAAGGUUAUGAAAGCUCCAGAUAUUUUAACAGCAUCUACUUAUUCCAAGAAUAAUGAGGAUAAUUUGAUUCCUGCUCAAGGAACAAAUGUUGAUGUACCACCACCACUAUCACCAGACGGCAGUGAGCCUUCAUCAUCAUUUUCAGAAUCACCUAUUCAAGAUAAAUCAGAUAAUUCACUUGAGCCUAUAUCAUCUGUUUCAUCCCCCCCUAUAAUACCAUCUUCACAAACCGAUAUAAAUUUUUCUCAACAAAUUCCAUAUCCACAUAUACAUGUUGCAGCCAUAGAUAAUGGUUUAGCAUUUCCUUUUAAACAUCCCGAUCAAUGGAGAUCUUAUCCAUAUGGAUGGCUUUAUCUUGCAGACUCCCUUAUUAAACAACCUUUUACUCAAAAUACUAGAAAUCGUUUUCUUUCUAUGCUUUCUGACCCUAAAUGGUGGAAAGAAACAGUUAAUGAGCUUCGCAACUUAUUUUCAUUGGAUGCUGAUUUUGAACCAGGUAUGUUUGAAAAACAAAUUGCAGUAUUAAAAGGCCAAGGAUUUAACAUAGUUGAGACACUUAAGCACCCUGAUCAGGGUCCAUAUGAGCUUUGUGCUAAAAAGAAUGCAAUGGUGUGGGAUGAUGUUAAACUUAUAGAGGUUUCGCCAGAAAUUGAUGUAAACAAUAGAAAUAUCAAUGGUGUUGAUAUAAAUACUGGUACAGUAAAUGAUGAGGGGGGCGAUACACCAAGAUCUGAUGAUUACUUUUCUACUACGUCAGUUCCAAGACGUAAUUCGUCUGUAGAUAAUUCUGAAAGAAUUUCCUUGUCAACUAGUGCGCCCACAGUAUCUUCAUUUCCUGCUGCUUCAUCUAGUAAGCAGAAAUGGAGUGAUAAACUUAAAGAAAAAUUUAAUUUUGACAGUAUAGGUAAAAAUAAAGAUAAGUAUCCUUUAGAAAAAAUGACUAAACAAGUUAUUAUUGAAAGGUUAGAAUACGUUAAGGGGGGAACACCAUUUUUCACAUGGUGUUAAAUAAUUAUUUAUUUUAAACUAUUUUACAAUUUGUUUAUUACAUUUAAUAGAAGCAUAUUGAAUUUUCAAGAGUAAAAAAUAUUUUUUGUAACUUAUUGUAUA